UUCCUUGCGUUGCAAUUUUCCGCCUGUGUUCUGGGAAUGACUUCGGAGGGCGAUAGUAGAACGACGGUAGUGCCAUCAUCGACAGCUGCGGUGAUGCGGUCUCCGGCAGAGGUUCACGGGGGAAUAUGUCCAGUGUGCAAUCAACCGGCUACGAAGCGCUGUUCUGGAUGUAGUGCCAUGUACUACUGCAGCGUCGAGCAUCAAAAACAGGACUGGAAGAAUCAUAAAAAUGCUUGCCAUCCGUUCAAAAUCUGCAGUGACGAACGUUUUGGACGCUACCUGGUGGCCACCAAGGAUAUUAAACCGGGGGAAAUUGUACUAAAGGAGGCACCGUUGGUGCAUGGACCAGCCCAGGUUACGGCACCAGUCUGUGUGGGGUGUUUGCAGGGUCUGGUGCAGAACGAGUUUCUCGAAUGCGAACGAUGUGGCUGGCCGGUGUGUCAACGCAGCUGCCAGGACCAUCCCGGCCACCGAGCGGAAUGCAAAUUCACUAUCGCCCGUGGAAGCAAGAUGUCGCUGCAGCACUUCUACGUUCCACAUCCGCUCUAUCAAUGUGUGACUACGCUGCGUUGCCUGAUGCUGGCUGAGACAGCUCCGGCCAAAUGGCAAGAAUUAAUCAAAUUAGAGUCGCACGAGGAGCAACGUCGCGGCUCCAAGCAGUGGCGAGACGAUCGAGAAGGUGUCGCCAAGCUGAUUCCACGGUUCUUCAAGUGUGAAAGCAAAUGGAGUGAGGAUGAUAUAUUGAAGGUGAGCGGUAUCCUGCAGGUCAACGGACACGAGAUUCCAUUGACCGAGCCGGCCUCGGUGGCAGUUUACCGUAGUGCAUCGAUGGCUGAGCACUCGUGUCGGCCAAAUCUGUCGAAAACCUUCACCAAUAAGAAGGAAAUCGUUUUCUGGGCACCGAAUGCGAUUAUGAAAGGUGAUCGGCUCAGUAUAUGCUACUCGGAUGUUCUAUGGGGAACACUGAACCGGCUAGAUCACUUGCAGCAAACCAAACUGUUCCGAUGCGCUUGCGAGCGGUGUAGUGAUUCGACCGAAUUCGGAACCUUUUUUAGUGCAUUAAGAUGCUCGGGCUUUAAAAAGAAUUCAAAUUGCAAUGGACUGCUUUUGCCGGAAAAUGUUAAAAAUUGGCACAGUAAUUGGGGUUGCAACAAGUGCAAGGAAGUGGUAGAAUUCAAAGAUAUUUGCGUAAUUUUGGAAAGAGCAAAGAUGGAUCUCGGUGCCAUGGAAAAAACAAACGAACAGCAUUGCAACAUGUACAUUAAGCAUUACUCUCGUUGGCUAAGCGCAAACCAUCACUACAUUGUGGAUGUGAAAAUUCUACUCUCGCAAAUAAUUGGGAGUGGUAGCCCAGAUGCAAUCAAACAUAUUUCGGACGAAAGUUUGAUGAACAAAAUGAAACUUUGCCAGGAAUUGAUUAGCUUAUUCGAAAAAAUAUGCCCGGCUGAGGCACGUGCCAUCGGUACGACCCGCUUUGAACUGCAUGCCGCUCUGGCUGAGUUUGGCCGCAGAGGAGUGGAGUCGAGAAAUCCGGCCGUCAGGAGUGCACUGGAGGACUCACUCUACAAUGCGAACGAGUGUGUGCGGAUGCUUUCGAAAGAGUGUGACGAGAUGCCCGAAAGCCAGAUUUGCGAGCAAGCCAGGAUCAAUAUGAAAUCGUUGAUGGUGCUGCUUGGUUUACAGGACGUAUGAUGAAGCAGCUUAAGCGAGAUUUGGAACGAUAGAAAAGAUUGUACUGGGGUAUUCGAAAUCAGGUGCAGUGAAGACAAUGUUGUUUGGUUUGAUAGGUUCGUUAGAUUUAUGAUU
Molecule: messenger RNA, 1806 nt
Organism: Sabethes cyaneus
Lineage: Eukaryota; Metazoa; Arthropoda; Insecta; Diptera; Culicidae
Gene: SmydA-1
Product: SET domain-containing protein SmydA-8
Exons: 6
Coding region: 37-1692 (551 amino acids)
Molecular function (GO): protein binding
Source: RefSeq, a predicted model, not a curated record